UGUAAACAUAUCCAGCGCACCUGUACGAUGCCGUAGUUUUGCACGCGCAUUUACGCUAAGCACUGAGACCAGAGACACGCUCGCGCACCAAAUCCAUUUACGGUGCUGGUAGUAGAUAGGAGCACUACAUCCUCCCUCUCUGCUCGAUGCGCUCCGGUCCCUCUAAACAAUUAUCCGCCGUCGUUGAGCCUCGGAAAGCCGGGAAACCUCACUGAAAACAGCGGAAGGUAACACCCAAAGAGAGCGGGAACGUAUUUUUUUUAAGAGAAAGAAUGGCGGAUCCGUGCAGCGAUGUCCCCGUCGAGGCCGAAGACUCUGAAAUUGUUGUUGAUACAACCGGGCCGGGCAAAGCAAUUAAUCCCGGUGCUGUGACUGAUCCUGGAGCGGACUCCGAUGCUGGCGCCGCCGCUAACGACGCAGGUCCUGGCACUGUCUCUGCACCUGAAACCAUCCCCAUUUCCGUCUCCAAAUCGGAGGGAGCAGCGGCCCCUGGUUCUGGCGCAGCGUCUGGUUCCGCUCCUGCCCGCACUAUAACCGAACCCAUGACAGUAUCCGGACCGGAGGAGGCAGCGCCCCCGCCCCGUUUACCAAAAGCAGAAGUGGAGACGGUGAAGGGGCAGAUAUUUGACGUCGGACCCCGCUACACUAACCUGGCGUACAUCGGUGAGGGGGCGUACGGGAUGGUGUGUGCAGCCCUGGACAACUGGACCCAACGCAGAGUGGCCAUCAAGAAAAUCAGCCCGUUUGAACACCAGACAUACUGCCAGCGUACGCUGAGGGAGAUCAAGAUCCUGCUGCGCUUCAAGCAUGAGAACAUCAUCGGGAUCAAUGACAUCAUCCGGGCGCAGCAGCUGGAAAACAUGAGAGAUGUCUACAUCGUGCAGACACUGAUGGAGACAGACUUGUACAAGCUCCUGAAGACCCAGCGGCUGAGCAACGACCACGUCUGCUACUUCCUCUACCAGAUCCUGAGGGGGCUCAAGUACAUUCACUCUGCCAACGUGUUGCACCGCGACCUGAAGCCCUCCAACCUGCUCAUCAACACCACCUGCGACCUCAAGAUCUGUGACUUCGGCCUGGCUCGGAUAGCCGAUCCGGUGCACGACCACACAGGCUUCCUCACCGAGUACGUAGCCACGCGUUGGUACAGAGCCCCAGAAAUUAUGCUCAACUCAAAGGGCUACUCCAAGUCCAUUGACAUCUGGUCUGUGGGCUGCAUUCUGGCUGAGAUGUUGACCAACAAACCCAUCUUCCCUGGGAAACACUACUUGGACCAAUUGAACCAUAUAUUGGGCAUACUCGGCUCACCAACCCAGGAAGAUCUGAACUGCAUCAUUAACGUGAAGGCUCGGAACUACCUGCUUUCCCUGCCGCACAAACCCAGACUUCCCUGGGACACGCUCUUCCCCAAAGCAGACCCAAAAGCCUUGGACCUGUUGCAUCGCAUGUUGACGUUUAACCCCAACAACCGCAUCACUGUGGAGGAAGCUCUAGCUCAUCCAUACCUGGAGCAGUACUACGAUCCAACUGACGAGCCCAUCGCGGACGAGCCCUUUGAUUUUAGAACGGAACUGGACGACCUGCCCAAGGAGAAGCUGAAGCAGAUGAUCUUUGAAGAGACGGCUCGUUUCCAGACGGUCAGACCGACCAGCUGAGGUAAAGCGAGGCUUGGAGCCAGAAGAUUGAACGAACCGUUUAAACAAGCGAAAAAUGCAUCCUCAACAAAAAAGUGAAAACCCCAACUAUAAACAUUUCCCUGCUUAUCUUUGCAUUUCUACAGCAGGACGGAGCUAAGUAUAAAGAGCUGUUAUUGGGAGGGGGGUUAUCCUGUUAAACCGGUACGGUUUUUAGUUUGUUUUCGUCAAAUUCUUCACUCAUCUCACAUAUUUCAUUGUUUUUAUGCCCAUUUUUAACACAUUUGGCUUUUCUGGCACCUUUUUCUCCUCAUCGACCCCCCCUCCCCACUUCCUCCAGUCCAUCCUUCCAUAAUGCUCUUAAUCUGGAUGGAGCUACAGCUUGGAAUAUUUAAAGGGUUAAACAGCAGGGUUAGGGAUGCUAGCUAGGUGUGUGCAUGUAAAUACAGAGUAUCUUGGAUUUUUUUUCUUUUUUUCUUAAAUGUGUUCGUCCUGUUUUUGUGGGUGAAGAUGUAUUUGGUUCAGACUUGGUGUGUGUGUGUGUGUUUUAUAGUCUUUUUUUUUUUUUUUUUUUUUAUUUCAGACAAUGAGUUUAUGUUUUUAGUGGCAUGUUGGCAAGUUUUCUUUACCGUUGCUCCUUUUAUUGUUAUGGAAACCCAGUUGAAUGCAUGCGUUCCUGAAACUGACCCUAUAGGGGAGAAAAACAAACAAACAAAAAAAAAAUUAUGCACAAAUCGCCCCAAGACAAAGCACACUGACGGCUCCAACGUGGAUUUGCAGCAUGAAGCACAUUGAAUGGAAUAAAGACUAGGAAAAGAUGGCUUCUUGAUAUACUGCAGCUGUGAUACCAAAGUCCCUUUUGUCGGAAAAGAUAAGCUCCUCCGUCUUUUUGCUUUCAAGUUCUUGUUUAGUUGCAUUUUUCUCUAGCUGCACCCAAGCAGCAGGAAACAAACCCAACCCACCAGGGACAUGCAUGACUGUACCUCUAACCCUUUUUUUUUCCUUUUCUUUUUUUUCCUCCCCCAUAUAACAUUCCUCCAGUGAUUAUUGUCACAGCCAACUGAAGCAUUCAUUAAUAAGACUCACUCUUUCAUGUUUAAAAACAAACACAUUCUGCUUCUUUUUUCAUUGCUUUAUUUAUUUCUUUAUUUAUGCUUUUUGCAGCUUUGAGCCUCCUACCCGUUACCUCAAAGCCUGAGUGAAACAGUGUUUUCUUAUUGAACGGUGCAUUUUUGCACAACACAAUGCAUGCUGGGAACACUUGGCUGUUAAUGUGACGGCGGUGAUUUCUCCCUGCCGCUACAUGCCAAACCCAUUGGUAAUUGCCAAGAAAUUUCAAUUUUGUUUUUUGUCUUUGCACUGCCAGUCUUCAUCAUUCUGUGUUUUAUUUUUUUUUUUUGCUGCAUAUGAACAAGGCCCUAUUGCUUCCUCAUAUCUGCCUGAUGGAGAGCGCUUAUUUCUGGUCCCUUCUCUCUCUGAAACUCUCUCCAUGCAUCUUCAGCUCUCCUCACCCUCCCUGUCCGUUUGGAUCCACUGCUUUGUGGCAAAUGUUCAUGAGUCCAGAGAAAUCGGCACCAUUUGCUUGAUUUUUGCUGAGACCCGUUAGGAAAAAAGAAGAAAGGGACCAAAACUGCACUGGAUGGCCUGUGGUGCAGGUCUCCCUUGGCUUGAUCUUGUGCUUUUAACCUUGAUGUGAGUUGCUGUUCUCCUGAAGCCAUAAGCAGCAAUCUAGGAUUGUUUUUUUUUUUCCUCUGGAUCCUUUUAUGUUUUUGCCAUUUUCCUCCAAAGUGUUUCGUCAUGCUUUACUCAAAGGGCUGCCUCCUUGCUUGUUGUCAGAAGCUGUUUCCCCUUGGUCCCCCUGAACGCUCAGUCCAAUCCCAACCCAAUCAGCACGUCUGCACUUUGUCUUUCAAGCCAUGCACCCUCCGUCGUCGUCCCCUUGCUGUGAAGACUGUUUGUGGAUCUGCACUGUUGAGCCCAGACUCACCCGUUUGUGUCUGUCUGGAUCAUCAUCCCCUGUUCGUUUUUUUUUUAAUCCUCCUGAUAAAUUCUCAGUGUUGCACACACAGGCCUCCUAACUUUUUUUUUUUUUUUUACCAUAUCCUCCCUGUUACAUGCCACCUGACCAAACUUCUUACUUUGGAAUAAUGAUCGACUUUAAAGGCCUGCCUGUCUUAAAGCCUGUUUGCUUUGUUCUUAUUAUUAAUGCUAUUUUAUUGGUGAUAGGCUUUUUUUCUCCUUUUUUUUUAAAUAAAAGGGAGGUAAAAUUUUAGUGUGUUUCUCUUAUUGCUGUUAUUAUUAUUAUUAUUAUUAUUAUUAUUAUUGAAAGUGUUUUCAAUCUUUUUGAAGCGUAGACUUUUUGUCUUUUCAUUUGCCCAACCAGAUUGUUUAAGGAUUUAUUUUAAGAUGUUUUACUGAGAUUGUCAAGGAGAGACGAGUUACUGAGAGUUCUAGUCUGUAUAUGCUAUGGGAAAUAUUAAUUAAAUGAUUAACAGAAACAGACUUAUAUACAUGUAAUUAAAUAAAAUUUCAUCAUGCUGUUAAA
Cyprinodon tularosa is the source of this 4179-nucleotide messenger RNA. It is a transcript of the gene mapk3, whose product is annotated as mitogen-activated protein kinase 3. Gene Ontology annotation, biological process: protein phosphorylation; intracellular signal transduction. Bases 273 to 1655 code for a protein of 460 amino acids. Lineage: Eukaryota; Metazoa; Chordata; Actinopteri; Cyprinodontiformes; Cyprinodontidae. The record is from RefSeq and is a predicted model, not a curated record. Gene Ontology annotation, cellular component: nucleus; cytoplasm. The transcript has 9 exons. Gene Ontology annotation, molecular function: ATP binding; MAP kinase activity.